Labeo rohita (rohu) is the source of this 4393-nucleotide messenger RNA. It is a transcript of the gene plrdgb, whose product is annotated as PITP-less RdgB-like protein. The transcript is spliced from 20 exons. The record is from RefSeq and is a predicted model, not a curated record. Bases 307 to 3168 code for a protein of 953 amino acids. Gene Ontology annotation, cellular component: cytoplasm. Gene Ontology annotation, molecular function: metal ion binding; phosphatidylcholine binding; phosphatidylcholine intramembrane carrier activity. Lineage: Eukaryota; Metazoa; Chordata; Actinopteri; Cypriniformes; Cyprinidae. Gene Ontology annotation, biological process: phospholipid transport.
GAACGCUCGUCAGAGAUGCGUUCGUGUGACAGGAUAGGCUACUUUCCGAUCGAUGCGUCAUAGUAGUUCUCAGCAGUAUCACUUUUGGCGCGAUUCUGGAGAUUGAAUUUUGACAUCGGCGAUGUAAGUGUCCAGUUAUUAGAACAGAGGACUGCACUUAAGUGGCAUCUGCUCGGCGUAGCUGGUAAAUAAUGUUAGGUCACCUGUGCGGGCAGGCAGGUGGUCUCCAAAAAUAUGCGUAGACAGUCGGUUUGAGAAAGAACAAUUGACUCAAAACUACAACACACACUUACAUACACGGACAGGAUGGCAAAAGAGACUCGAGUGCCCACUCGAAAACAUAGCGCCCCCCACUGGAGACUCCAGAACAUUGCCCAGGAAUCUGUUGAAAGCUCUGACGAAGAGUUUUUUGAUGCCCGGGAUGUUAUGGAGGGGAAGACAGCAUUACUUCUGGAAAUGAGCCAGUGGAACUCCAAUGACCUGGUGGAGCAGAUUGAAACACUGGGACACCUGGAGCACUCCAGAGAGAGCCUGUACAGGUUGCGGCACCCUCGAUGUGCGCCACAGAGCAGUGUGGAUGGUUUGGAAGACAUAGAGAGAAAGUGCAGGACACAAUUACUCAUCCUGGUGAUUCAUGGAGGUCAUACCUUGGAUUCUGGAGGUGCGGACCCUGAAGGAAAGGCAGGUGACGCUUCCACUUUGGCGUCCGUGUUGGAGCGGGUGGCACAUGCGCACUUUCAGGCAGCAGCAGACAGCAUGCUGGUCAGACUGGUGCCCUGCCCGGCCGUGUGUGCUGAUGCCUUCUCUCUGGUCUCAAAUCUGAAUCCAUACAGCUAUGACGAAAACUGGGUGUCCAGCAGUGUGGAUCACUUACCGCUGGCUGCUCUUCCCAUCCUGUCCAUCGCUGCCCCUCAUUACCAGAAUGCUGUAGCAGCAGUCAUUGCUCAGGCCAAUCAAGUUUACCGAAACUUCCUUCUGUCAGCAGAGGGUGUGGGUUUCACAGGACAGGUGUGCCUGGUGGCAGACUGUGUUGGUGGAGUUCUUUGUUUUGACGCCUUGUGUUUCAGUGGUGACAAGCAACACAGAAGCCCUGAGGGUGGCAGCACAAACAACAGUACAGAGAGUCUAAAGGAAAAGCCAGGUGUCUCUCUCUCUCUGAGCCCCACUCUCCGAGGCAGCAAGCGUCUGAGUAAAAGCAACAUUGAUGUGUCAACUCCAUGUGAUGUGCUGUCUGGAGUCCGCCAUCCACUCAUCCGUAAGCAAAGUGACUCGUGUGAUGCAGACGUGGCCAGUGGUCAGCAUGAGGUCUUUAUCAGCAGUCAGAUGCAGGACGAUCAGUGUGGCUCCAGGCAGGCUCUCAAUCCAGGCUGCUUUGAGUUUGAAGUGUCAGACUGCUUUCUGCUGGGAUGCCCACUGGGGCUGGUGCUAGCAAUGAGGAGAACAGUGUUACCUGCCAUUGAUGUGGCUCAGCUCCAGCCAGCAUGUUCUCAGAUUUUUAAUCUCUUCUACCCAUCGGACCCUUCUGCCUCACGUUUGGAACCUUUGCUGCAUCCAGUUCUCACACAACUGCCUCCCUUUCCUGUUCCCCGUUACCAGCGAUACCCUCUGGGUGACGGACGCUCCAAUCUCAUGGCAGACACCAUGCUCAGACACUUGUCAGACAGCAGUGUUUCUGUAGACAGACCCUCAGAGCAGUGCUGUGGAGGAAGUGUAUCCCGCCGGAGCAGCGAUCGAGUUAUUCUUCUUGGUACCGCCCACUCUGGCACUGAUGCUAAGAGGCCUGAAACUACCCCUAGCGAGUCUGUUAGCAUCUCGCACAUAUGUAGCAGGUGGUGGGGGUUGAAGCGGUUAGAUUAUGUGCUGUACUGUCCAGAUGUGCUCACCACCUUUCCCACUAUAGCACUGCCUCACCUUUUCCAUGCAUCAUACUGGGAGUCCACGGAUGCUGUGGCUUUUAUUCUUAGACAGGUAAUGCGAUGUGACUGUCUGAAAGCUGGGGAAGCAGAUUGUUCAGAUGCUAUUUCCAUCUCUCCAUCCAGCCCCCGCGAGAAGUGGCUUCGCAGACGGACACAUGUCAAACUACGGAAUGUAACGGCGAAUCACAGAGUUCAUGAUGUCAUCAUGACAGAAGAUGGCCCGCAGACGCUGGUGGGGCGGUUUAUGUAUGGCCCUCUUGACAUGGUGACUCUAACGGGAGAGAAGGUGGAUGUGUUUUUAAAGACCCAGCCUGCCUCUGGUCGCUGGGUGCUGUUUGACACCGCGGUAACCAGCAGCAGUGGACGGGUGUCCUACACUAUCCCUGAUAAUAAAAGACUAGGGGUAGGUGUCUACCCCAUCAAAAUGGUGGUCAAAGGUGAUCAAACAAGUGCAGAGGCAUUCCUCACAGUGUUGCCAUGGGGAAUGGAGUGUGUGGUGUUUAGUAUUGAUGGUUCCUUUGCUGCCAGUGUUUCCCUUAUGGGCAGUGAUCCCAAAGUCCGCCCUGGAGCUGUGGAUGUGGUCAGACACUGGCAGGAUCUUGGGUAUCUGAUCAUCUACAUUACUGGCCGUCCUGACAUGCAGAAGCAGAGGGUCGUGUCCUGGCUCUCUCAGCACAACUUUCCUCAGGGAAUGGUCUUCUUCUCAGAAGGACUCGUCCAUGACCCCUUGCGUCAGAAGACCAUUUUUCUGAAGAGUCUAGUAAAAGAGUGUCACAUUAAGAUCAGUGCAGCGUAUGGUUCUAUGAAGGACAUGUCUGUGUACAGCACAUUGGGGCUGGCAGCUAAUCAGAUAAACAUUGUGGGCAGGCCAUCCAAGAAACAUCAGCAUCAGUGCCAGUUUCUGAGUGAAGGCUAUGCAGCUCACCUCUCCACUCUUGAGUUUGAGCACGGAUCACGCUCCAAAAAGAACAGAAUGGUGCUUCGUCAGGGAUCUUUUGGCCUUUCCUCCAAAACGGACUUCCUAUCUCCGUCCCCAGACUUCCUAUCCUGCAAACGCACUCCACUGCUGCGUAGAGCCAUGUCUGUUCAGCAGCCAUCACCACCCUCAUCAUCUGUCUCCACCCCCAAACCUGAGCGUGCUCAGAGCCAACCUGAAUCUCAUAAAGACAGACCAGAGAUUCGCAUCCAGACCGAUGAUCAAGAUGAAGAGGAGGAGGAAGAGGAGGGGAGAAUACAGGAUAUUGUACUUUAAAGGAACUCCACGAGUGGGGAAAGGCACGCGCAGAAGUAUUUCAUUUUCAAUUCAUCAAAAUCUCAUCUCAAACCAGAAGAACUGUUCAUCUGAUAUGCUAACUCAGUCGAUGGGCUCCAUGGUAGACACAACUGGCUGAGCUGUGAGCAUUUGCAAAUUACCUCCAAAACAAACAAUCCCCUUAUAGUCUGAGACCAGCAACAUUAAAACAUUUGCUGAUAGAAAGAGCCCUAGAACAGAUGUGAACAUUCAAGACUAGACACUGAACACUUUAACAACCCCCAUGUGAAUCCUACAGAAGACUGAUGGAAAGAGGAACAUGGAGGUGUCAUAACUGAGACAAGCACAGAAGUAUGACAGAGAGCAGUUAUAGAAGGUUGUGUCAGGGUCAUCUUUUAUUGAGUUUCCUGCUUUGCCAGAAGACUCAUUUCAUGUGUGGCAAAGGUUUUCUGCAGACUCCUGUAAUGGUCUUUUGAAAAGGUAACCAUGGACAUGAGCACCUGAACUGCAUUUAUUUAUAGCAGUCCUCCAACCUGAGGCUUUGUGUUCUUUACGGCUUUUUGGUGACCCAAACAUUCAGAAGACCCUCUUUUUUUCUAGCUGUAAGGUAAAAGGAGCUUAGAUUUUUUUUUUUUUUUUUUUUUAAAUGGACAUCACCAGCAUUCCUACUGACACACACACACACACACACACACACACACACACACACACACACAUAUAUAUAUAUAUAUAUAUAUAUAUAUAUAUAUAUAUAUAUAUAUAUAUAUAUAUAUAUACACACACAUACACAUAUAUAUACAGUAGUCAACAUUUGAAGUGGAUCAGAACUUUCAUCAAAGUUGUCCUAAAACCAAAACAAUACCCAUUAUUGUCUUAGGACAACUUUGAUUGAUUAACUUUUUUUGAUCCACUUCAAAGGUUGACUACUGUAGAUUUGGACUCCUGCCUGCAUGUUUUGCUGAACCCUAAUUUUUAUUUCUUUUUUUUUUGUCAAAAUGCUGCUGCAUGCUCACUCAUACUCAUACAUUAUGUGAAGACUAUAGCUCUAGUGUUCAUCUAGGGUGCAGUAUGUGCUAAUAGAUUACGUGUUGACAGUAUUUAAACAUGUUCUGCUGUGGUUUGACGUCUGUGACAUUUUUAAAGAGAAUCUGUGAAUAUGACUGUAUCGCACAAAAACUGUAUAUAAUUGUGUACGUUUUUCUUAGUGUUAAUGGAUGUUAAUAAA